CUAAGGGAGAUUAUCUCACAUAAAAGAGCAUCCCUAAUCCUGCCCCAAUGCUGAGACCUUAAUCAGAAUUUGUUAAAUAAUCUCAAGUGUCUCCUCCAGUUUAAGCUCCAACUGAUGUGAUAGCAAGUCAACCAAUUUAUAAAGAAAAGAAGAAAAAUCAUAUAAAGAUGCCCCUUUUGAGAGAAGUAUAUUUCCAUAGAGUGAAAUCCCUUUAUAAAAUGCAUCUAUCAAAAGCAAAAUGAUAAUACAUAGCAGCAAAUUACAAGCUAAAAUAAUAUUCCCCAAUAAAAAUCCAUGUAUCAAAUUAAAACUAAAUUCAAAUUGAGAGCCUAACUUAUAAAUUAGAACAAGG
Paramecium octaurelia is the source of this 352-nucleotide messenger RNA. NCBI's taxonomy places the organism in Eukaryota, Ciliophora, Oligohymenophorea, Peniculida, Parameciidae. The record is from the annotation of a GenBank genome assembly.